Messenger RNA from Bradysia coprophila, 3116 nucleotides. RefSeq names its product adenosylhomocysteinase-like 1. Lineage: Eukaryota; Metazoa; Arthropoda; Insecta; Diptera; Sciaridae. The record is from RefSeq and is a predicted model, not a curated record. Gene Ontology annotation, cellular component: cytosol. Gene Ontology annotation, biological process: L-methionine cycle.
AUUGAAUAAAAAUAAAGAAGGUUAAAAUAGCAAAAAUAAAAAUAUGUCUCAUAAUCAAGUUCGGAAUACACAGAGUCUGUGUUCAAUGGGUCCUAUUUCGUUCAUUUGAAAUAUUUUAAAUAAUUCGUUAAAAUCACGGUUAAUUGUAUAGUUUUUGUUCCGAAUCGUUCGUUAAAUAAAAUUCUUUAUUUUCGUUUUGUGUGUCAAACUUAAAAGAAAAAUUAUUACGUUCCUGAGUGCUAACCCAACUAUAUACAACGUAGCGUUAUUAUCGAAAAAAAUGAGUGAACCCACAGUGACAAUAAAUAUGCACGAUGUACCAGUUGCAUCACAACAACAAUUGACCGGAAUAUUAGUCGGAACGAAAUCGAAUCUGUCAACCAUUUCUGAUACACCAGUUACUGAUCCAGGGGGCUCGUCGAAUAAGGGAAUUUCGGAAGCUUCCAAUUCAUUUCCAGGGCAACGAUCAAAAUUGGACACUAAAUCUGGCGCUUUAAAGAAGACCAGUCGAUAUCGCAGCCGUAGUCUGUCAGCAUCUUCAUCAGACUCAUUCAGUUCAGCUUCCUACACUGGCAGCAGCUCUGAAGAAGACGAUGUUUCUCCACGAGAGAAAGUACAGAAGAAUACAACGGGCGGAUCGGAUUUUUGUGUUCGCAGUAUCAACCAGCACGGUUUCGGUCGACGGGAAAUCGAAAUUGCGGAGCAAGAAAUGCCGGGUAUAAUGGCGUUGCGGAAACGGGCAAGUGAUGAUAAACCGUUGAAAAAUGCUCGAAUUGUUGGAUGUACACACAUAAAUGCACAGACGGCUAUUUUAAUCGAAACUUUGGUUGAAUUGGGUGCAUCCGUGCGAUGGGCUGCGUGCAAUAUUUACUCCACACAGAACGAAGUAGCUGCUGCUCUAGCCGAAGCUGGUUUUCCGAUUUUCGCUUGGCGUGGCGAAACCGAAGAAGACUUUUGGUGGUGCAUUGACAAAUGCGUCAACGCUGAAAACUGGCAACCGAAUAUGAUCUUAGACGACGGCGGUGAUGCCACACAUUUAAUGUUAAAAAAGUAUCCGGCAAUGUUCAAAAUGGUUAAGGGCAUUGUUGAAGAGAGCGUCACUGGAGUGCAUCGUUUGUAUCAAUUAUCUAAAGCUGGGAAAUUAACCGUACCAGCUAUGAAUGUUAACGAUUCGGUUACGAAAACCAAAUUCGACAAUUUGUACAGUUGCAAAGAGUCAAUUCUGGACAGUUUGAAACGUUCCACGGACGUUAUGUUUGGUGGUAAACAAGUUGUUAUUUGUGGAUAUGGUGAAGUCGGAAAAGGAUGUUCGCAGGCGAUGAAAGGCCUUGGCUGUAUUGUGUACAUUACGGAAAUCGAUCCGAUUUGUGCACUACAAGCAAGCAUGGAUGGUUUUCGAGUUGUUAAAUUGAACGAAGUCGUACGCACCGUUGAUAUUGUUAUUACGGCAACAGGAAACAAAAAUGUCGUUUCUCGCGAACAUAUGGACAAAAUGAAAAACGGAUGCAUUGUGUGCAAUAUGGGACAUUCGAAUACAGAAAUCGAUGUGAAUAAUCUUCGCACACCGGAUCUGACCUGGGAGAAAGUCCGAUCACAGGUGGAUCAUAUCAUAUGGCCCGAUGGCAAACGACUUAUUUUGCUAGCCGAAGGUCGAUUGGUGAAUUUGUCGUGUUCCAGCAUACCAUCGUUUGUCGUAUCCGUCACUUCAGCCACACAGGCAUUGGCUUUGAUUGAACUGUUCAAUGCGCCACCCGGACGCUACAAGUCCGAUGUUUAUUUGUUACCAAAAAAGAUGGACGAGUACGUAGCUAGUUUGCAUUUACCUACUUUCGAUGCACAUCUAACGGAACUGUCGGACGAACAAGCUAAAUACAUGGGUCUGAACAAAGCUGGUCCAUUUAAACCUAAUUAUUACAGGUACUAAAUGGCUACGCGAGGGAGAUCGAAUCGAAGGAAAUGUAGCAGAGUAAAUGAAACAAUAAUUGAAAAUACCAUUUUACAUCUCCACACAACAAAAUUGAUUUAUAUUUUAUAUAACUGUUUACAUUAUACCUACACAUUAACGCUGAUGCUUAUUUAUUUUUAAGACAAAGCUGGAGUACUUAUUGUUACGAACACUUAAAAAACCGAAUUGAUGUAAGGGAAAACACUUAAUUUAACAUCAGACAUUCUUACGUUGAUUUAAUAUAUGAAAUAGAAUAUUUGAGCAGUGCGUUCGAUUGAGUUAGGGUGCAUAUCUGUAGUUAGUAUUAUUUAGCAGUAUUUCGUAAUUCACCUUCUUGUUUUGCUGAAUUGUGUAGUAUUUUGGCAUCACUGUAGGAGAACAGCUGCUCACUUAUUUUACACACACAAAAGAAUCUUAAAUGGAAUCAAAUUUUAAAAGGAUUUCGUGGCUUAAGUACGAAUGAAGUACAUUCGACCAUUCUACGCAUCGGUGACGCAUUUAUGAAUAUUUUUUUACGGCGUUUAUAGUAAUUUCGAUAAUUUCUUUUAUUAAGCAGAGAAGAUAGUAGAAAAUAUUGACGGAAAAAUCUCAAGAAAAAUUCUGUAAAUCACGUAGAAAAUAUCAACCAUUUUGCUAAUGCAUGAUCCGUUACAGCCUAUUCUGAUACCAUCAGCCUACAAAUAUUUUCUAUGUAAUGCUAGAAGCAGUGCUAUGGCUAAAGGUUCACAAUUGAACUUAUUGAUUUACAAACUUUUCGGUAAUUUCAUGUUUUCGGUUUUCGGAAUGACUGUCAAAUCGAAUGGGGCCUAAUAAAGCUUUUUUUUCUGAAUUUAUGUACUUUGAAGUAAAAUGUACAUUCGAUUUGUUGAAAUUUGCAUUUUACACCACAUACCAGUGAAUAAAUUAGUAAAAUUAUUGCAAUUCGUCUCAAACCAGAGAUUCUCAGUAGAUGUCUGUUCGCGAUGUUAAUUGAUUUAAUUCUGAGUUCCUCUUAGUAUUUACACAAACAAUUGCUAUAAACGCCUUUAAGCAGGUACUUAAAUCAAUUAAUUUUUAGGUAGUUCUUCCUAUACUUUUUAAAAUGAAGUUAACUACCAACUAAACCCCAUAUAAGAGGUGCAGACAUUUUUUUUUCGAGAAAAUGUAAGUUAGUCAUAAAAAUAAUAAAAAU